ACAAGGGGGUUGUCCUCACUUCUCUCUGGCAUACUCAAGGGAGAACCUGCAUAUAAAUAUCGAUAUUUUCUGUCCAGCUCUCCUCGUUUCCCAUCUGCAAACUCGGUGUAAAAUCUUCUUUUUUUGAACUCUUGAUCAUGGUUGACUUCAACAACUUGGCGAACAUGGCCACAUCUGCAUACAAGCAGUACCAGGAAACUACUUCGGGCGACAGCAGUCGUCGCAACGACAGUGAGAACACUUAUGGUAGCCAGAGCCGUAACGACAGCAACCGUCGCAACGAUGACGACAACAGCUAUGGCAGCGAUCGCCAGAACCAGGGCUACGGCAACCAAGGCCGCAACGACAAUGACAACUACAGUAGCGGCCGUAAUGAGAGCAACCGUCGCAACGAUGGCGACAACAGCUAUGGCAGCGGCCGUCAGGACCAGGGCUACGGCAGCCAGGGCCGCAACGACAACGAUAGCUAUGGCAGCGGCCGUAACGACAGCAACCGUCGCAACGAUGAUGACAACAGCUAUAGCAGCGGUCGCCAGAACCAGGGCUACAGCAACCAAGGCCGCAACGACAAUGAUGACUACAGCGGUGGUCGUCAGAACCAGGGCUACGGCAGCCAGGGCCGCAACGACAAUGACAACUACAGUAGCAGCCGUAACGAUAGCAACCGUCGCAACGAUGACGACAACAGCUAUACCAGCGGUCGCCAGAACCAGGGCUACAGCAACCAAGGCCGUAACGACAACGAUAGCUAUGGCAGCGGCCAAAACGAGAAUAGCUACGGGGGAGACAACAACAACGGCCCCAAGCCCAGCAACUACCAUGGUGGCAGCAGCUCUGGAAACAACGGCCGUAAUGAUGACUACAGUGGCAGCCAGGGCAACAGUGGAAGCCAGGGCAACAGUGGCAGCGCAGGAGGUUUUAACAUUUCGCAGGCUGCGUCGCUGGCUUCAGGGCUCCUUGGUGGUGGCAACAAGAACAGCAGCAGUAACAGCAGCAAUGGCGGCUUCGACAUUGGCCAGGCUGCUUCCCUCGCUUCGUCUUUCCUGGGUGGUCAGCAGAGCCGCAGUGGUGGCGGAAACAAUGACCUGUUCUCGACUGCCUUGAGCCUCGUCAGCGGUGGCGGGUUCAACCAGGGUAAUGCCAGCAAGAGUCAGAUGCUGUCUAGCUUCAGCAGCAUCUUUGGUGGUGGUAACUCAGGCGGCAACAACCUGGCCUCUCAAGGACAGCAGGCCAUGGGUCUGGCUGCUGCGUACAUGGCGUUCCAAAAGUUCUCUGGUGGCGGCAACAACGACAGCAACAACAGCGGCAACAACAACCGUGGCGGCGACCAGAACCAGCUUAUUGGUAUGGCUAUGUCCGAGGCCAAGAAGCUUUUCAACCAGCACUCUGAGGAGGGAGGCAACGCCAACGAAAAGGAGACUCUGGCUACGGCUGCACAGGCAGCAAUGAAGCUGUUCGGCUCUCGCUAGCAUGUUCUGGUUUGAAAUAUAUAUUUUUCUC
This is a messenger RNA of Linderina pennispora, 1500 nucleotides long. RefSeq lists its product as uncharacterized. The transcript has a single exon. Bases 138 to 1469 code for a protein of 443 amino acids. Lineage: Eukaryota; Fungi; Kickxellomycota; Kickxellomycetes; Kickxellales; Kickxellaceae. The record is from RefSeq and is a predicted model, not a curated record.